Fimicolochytrium jonesii is the source of this 883-nucleotide messenger RNA. RefSeq names its product ribosomal protein S7 domain-containing protein. Gene Ontology annotation, molecular function: structural constituent of ribosome; mRNA binding; rRNA binding. The record is from RefSeq and is a predicted model, not a curated record. Gene Ontology annotation, cellular component: ribosome; cytosolic small ribosomal subunit. Bases 53 to 673 code for a protein of 206 amino acids. Lineage: Eukaryota; Fungi; Chytridiomycota; Chytridiomycetes; Spizellomycetales; Powellomycetaceae. The transcript is spliced from 6 exons. Gene Ontology annotation, biological process: translation; ribosomal small subunit assembly.
AUUGAACUGCCUCUUCCGAUACGCUUAUAGCCAACCCGUAAGAUCCGGAACCAUGGCUGACAGUUGGAACAACGACGAGGCUGUUGCCGUCGAGCAAACGGGUCUUGUUACCCUCUUCAACAAGGUAUGGAGCUACGAGGAUGUCGAGGUCCGCGACAUGUCCCUCCAGGACUACAUGAUGGUCAAGCAACACCCCGUGUACUCGCCCCACACCGCCGGCAGGUACCAACAGAAGCGUUUCCGUAAGGCUCAGUGCCCCAUCGUUGAGCGCCUCUCCAACUCCCUGAUGAUGCACGGUCGCAACAACGGAAAGAAGCUGAUGACCAUCCGUAUUGUCAAGCACGCUUUCGAGAUCAUCCACCUCCUCACCGACCAGAACCCCCUCCAAGUCCUUGUCGACGCCAUCAUCAACACCGGACCCCGUGAAGACUCUACCCGUAUCGGAUCCCAGGGUACCGUCCGUCGUCAGGCCGUCGAUGUGUCUCCCCUCCGCAGGGUGAACCAGGCCAUCUGGCUCUUGACCACCGGUGCUCGUGAGGCUGCUUUCCGUAACGUCAAGACCAUCGCUGAGUGCCUGGCUGACGAGCUCAUUAACGCCGCCAAGGGUUCUUCCAACUCUUACGCCAUUAAGAAGAAGGACGAGCUUGAGCGUGUUGCCAAGUCCAACCGUUAAAGAACUCGGCCUUCAUUGGGCAGAUUUUUCAUACACAAGACGGGCACACAUGCGAUCGUCGAUGGUUCGCGUGGUGUCUGGCCGGGGGGGCCGGGCGGCGGGACAGAUGGAAGAGGCUCCUUUUUUUCGUCUCUGCUCGCGUUGUUCCUUGUUGUUCCACACAAAAUAUACAUAGGUUCCUUGAUCAACAUAUUUUGAGUGGCUCGUCAU